Helianthus annuus (common sunflower) is the source of this 1508-nucleotide messenger RNA. RefSeq names its product nudix hydrolase 2. The coding region runs from base 553 to 1374 and encodes 273 amino acids. The record is from RefSeq and is a predicted model, not a curated record. Lineage: Eukaryota; Viridiplantae; Streptophyta; Magnoliopsida; Asterales; Asteraceae. Gene Ontology annotation, molecular function: NAD binding; ADP-ribose diphosphatase activity; NADH pyrophosphatase activity. The transcript is spliced from 9 exons.
GCCCAAAUAAAUAAAUGAAUCCCUUACCGAACAAGGCCUCCUCGCAAUUUGUCGGUUCUCAAACGAUUUCCAACUUGAAACCUGGUAACAACCGAACACUGCUGUGCAAUCCCGAUCCGAACAGAACCCGCCUGGUUCCGCUUUCCGACUGUCGACGCACGAACUAUCUACUCGUCGUUGAUUUCGUCACGUCUUACUUGCCGCUACCGCUGUACAAAUUUCGUCGCCGCUGAUCCUGCUGAUCGGCGGUGUCUACGAGCUUGUCUCCUCCGGUUACGACUUCGUUACUCAAACUACAGAAACCGAUUCUGACCUUAUCGAUUUCUUCACAGACUUGUGCGCCAAGUCUCGUCUGUCGCCGCCUUUUGUGAUAGUCGAAACCCGUAGCAAGAUACUUCAAUCGCUGACCUUCGCUGAUUGAUCUCUUCUUGCCGGACUCGUCUCCCUCUCGAUCGUUCUUCCAAGAAGCUCUGAUACCAAUUUGAUAGAAAUUGGUAGAGUAGCCCUUGGAUAAUUGGAUUGAAUCGACAAUAAUAUAUCAACUGUGGUUUGAUGGACGAAAUGACAAUCAAAGAUGGAGUUGAAAAUGUCCAACUACUUCCUGCAAUCUAUGAUGAUUAUGGCGGUGUGGUGGUAGAGCUGACGGAGCAUAUGGACCCUACCGUUUUUCUCACUAGGCUUAAAACUUCAAUGUCACAGUGGACGUUGCAGGGCAAGAAGGGUGUUUGGAUUAAACUGCCUAUCCAUCUUGUAAAUCUUGUCGAAACUGCCGUGAAGGAGGGGUUUCGUUAUCAUCAUGCGGAACCUGAUUACCUCAUGCUUAUUAACUGGAUUCCCGAAACAACAAGUACAAUCCCUGCAAAUGCUUCUCAUAGAGUAGGUGUUGGUGCUGUCGUCUUGAAUGAUAAACGUGAGAUUCUUCUUGUCCAAGAAAAGAAUGGGAGAUGGCGGGGAGCGAAUGCCUGGAAGAUUCCUACUGGAAUUGUUGAAAUGGGGGAGGAUAUUUCUGAAGGGGUAAUUAGAGAAGUCAAAGAAGAGACAGGAAUAGAUACAGAGUUUGUUGAAGUACUAGCAUUCAGGCAAUGGCACAAGGUAUUUUUCGGGAAAUCAGAUUUAUUCUUUGUGUGCAUGAUGCGCCGACUAUCGUCUGAUAUCAAGAUUCAAGAACUAGAAAUCGAGGCAGCCCAGUGGAUGCCAUUGGAAGAAUAUGCAGCUCUACCUUAUGUUGAGAAAGAAAGUCUAAUGUGGUACACCUCUGAGUUAUGCAAGGCAAAGGUAGAUAAGGGUUACUCUGGUUUUUCUCCGCAACCAGUAACCUCAUUUUUCAGUGAUAAACCGAGUCACAUUUAUUUAAACACGCGAGAUCUAAAUUAGAAAAAAAUAAAAAUAACGUAUACAAUCUUAAAUCUACAGUUCAAGUAUUUGUUAUUUAUAGUUUAUUGUGACGCUAUUCGUAAUUAUUCAUGACAUUUUCUUGCUUUAUAAUAUUCUAUUUGGAGCUUCAUAUA